AUGCCCAUCAAGAACGGAUACGACACUUGCCGGGAGAUUCGAGCUUGGGAGGCUAAAAAUCACUUUCAUCAAAUUCCCAUCAUGGCGCUGUCUGCCAAUGCGAUGACCGAUCAGAUCGAUGAUGCAGCCCGGGCCGGAUUCAACGAUUAUGUGACCAAGCCCAUCAAACACAAUGAGCUUGGCAAGAUGAUGAUGAGUCUUCUCGAUCCUAAUACCUCCGGAACUUUAUUACGAGAUCGCAAAGACUGGCGGCAACAAAAGCCUUAG
Molecule: messenger RNA, 267 nt
Organism: Talaromyces amestolkiae
Lineage: Eukaryota; Fungi; Ascomycota; Eurotiomycetes; Eurotiales; Trichocomaceae
Exons: 1
Coding region: 1-267 (88 amino acids)
Biological process (GO): phosphorelay signal transduction system
Source: RefSeq, a predicted model, not a curated record